UGGCCUUCUCACAGAAUGUAUUCGUUUUGUUUCAGGAGUUCAGACUCCGAGGGAGCAUUCGAGACACCUGAAGAGACAACACCUGUCAAAGUGCCUCCGCAGAGCUCUUCUACUGCUGCUGCUGAGAAGGAAAGCCAAGAACAGCAGCCUUCAGUACCGUCAGUGUUUUUUCCUGAUGAUAAUCAGGUUGCUGUCACCCCUGAAACCUCACUCCAGGAAACUGAUUCCUUCAGACCUCUCACUGAGUCAGCUUCAAUUGUCUUUGAUGAAGAUAAACCAAUAGCCAGCAGUGGAGCUUAUAAAAUUGAUUUUGAUAGUCUUGAUGCUUUGGACUCUUUCCAACCUCACUCCUCUUUGGAUGCAAGCUCACCUGUGAAGUCAGAAGGUUCCAAAAAUUGUGGACAGGCUUGUGUGAAGUCAGGCAGUACCAGCUCACCACCACCACAAUCUCCACCAUUCACACGGAAAGCUGAUGGAAUUAGCGAUAUUAGUCGCACAGAGCAUGGGGAUAAAGCUUUGCAGGCAGAGGCCUUUAGCAUAGCCUCAGAUAAUGUUCACAGUGUUAAGAAAAAGAAACCGAGACCACUGUCUUUAAAAAGAAAGACCAGAUCAGAGAAACAAGCAGAGACACAACCAGAUAAAUCAACGGAGGCCCCAACAGCAACAGAAGCCAAUGCAAAGCCAACAGUACUUGAGAGUGAUAAAGACGUCACUACAUCUCAAUUACCCGGCAACAGUUUACAAAGUGCUGUAAACCAACAGGACUCUCCCAUUACUCAUCAAGUGUCCUGCAGCUCUGAUGCAGAUAAUCUUUCUGAGCGUAGUCUGUUUGCUUGUGGAGAUAAACAACAAAGUUUACCAGCUGCACAGAGUGAAAGUGAGACUUUUACUGUAGUUCUAACAGAAUCUGACAAAAUAGCACCUGAGUCUGGACCAAUUUCAGGCACUCCAGCCGUGGGCCAUGCAGUGAGGCUGGAAUUUGAUUACUCUGAGGAUAAAGACAGUUUUGAAACUGAACAAGAUAAACAGCCUGUUCCCAAGAAAUUUGGCAAAAAAUCUGGUGGAAAGAUGCCACUAAGAAAGCCAAAGAUCGGAAUCAAGAAGGUUCCUACAGUUGAAAAGGUGGACAAUGCUCUUACUGCUUCAUCUAAUUCAACUGCUGAUCCUGAUGAUAUCCCAAUUCCAAAGACAACAUAUUCAUUUGAUCCUUCUAAAUGGGAUGACCCUAAUUUCAACCCAUUUAGUAGUAAUGUACAGGUUCCAAAUUCUCCCAAGUUGCCUCAUGCUUCAUUCAGUUUUGACACGGACAACUGUGAUAACUCUGUGGACCCGUUCAAAUCUUCUACGAAAAUCUCAGGAUCCCCUUCUCAUUCAUCUGCUUCAUUUGAGGUGAAUGAUGACACUGGUACAAGUGAGGGGGAUGUUAAUAAUAAAUCGUCAAAGAAGAAGAGGCUACCUUUAAAAACGUGAGUAAUAAAAUAAUUACU
Chiloscyllium plagiosum (whitespotted bambooshark) is the source of this 1487-nucleotide messenger RNA. NCBI's taxonomy places the organism in Eukaryota, Metazoa, Chordata, Chondrichthyes, Orectolobiformes, Hemiscylliidae. The record is from RefSeq and is a predicted model, not a curated record.